Aspergillus pseudotamarii is the source of this 1327-nucleotide messenger RNA. Its product is annotated as sterol desaturase family protein. Gene Ontology annotation, biological process: ergosterol biosynthetic process. NCBI's taxonomy places the organism in Eukaryota, Fungi, Ascomycota, Eurotiomycetes, Eurotiales, Aspergillaceae. Gene Ontology annotation, molecular function: iron ion binding; C-4 methylsterol oxidase activity. The record is from RefSeq and is a predicted model, not a curated record. The coding region runs from base 281 to 1327 and encodes 348 amino acids. The transcript has a single exon.
GCAUACCAAAAUGGGUGGAUCUUGCAGAUCUUGCCCUCUAUUAACGGCAGCAAAAACAUACGAUUGAUUGAAGGCAGGACUACUAGUCAGUAAUGGAUGGGAAGCUGAUACAACUCGUGGGGAAAUGUUGGGGAAAGUAUCCACACCUCGGUUGCACUUUUAUUUAGUUCACAUGUUGCGCUGUUGACUAGCGUACUAGAAAAGAGGGAGUGGCCUCGAGGGCGAUCAAAAUGAUGCCUAAAUUCUUUACCCGCAGCUUCACAACACAUGCCGCCUCGAGAUGGCUACAAUCACACGCAAUCCGUUGGACUCGAUGAAGUCCACUUGGCGUUCGUGGGAUCGAACGCAGUGGAGCGCAGCCCACUGGCUUAUCGAGACCCUCAAUAUACACCAUAUCGAUCUUGAUAAAGAGGUGCCGGUUCACCAGAAGACCGACAAGGUUCCUUACGCUCCAGAGCUACAAUUUCAUCGUUGGGUCCUCAUCCACGCCAGCAUCCCACUCAUCAUUCAUCAACUCUAUGUGAACUAUGUCGGUCAACCCUCGGCACUGCUGGUGUUCGUCUUUUACAGCCUGUCCCUGGAGUUAAUUGCUAUUCACGAAAUACAUGUCCUGCGCCGAGUCGGACAUAAGAUUGGAUUUUUCGAUGGCGACAAGCAUGCCCGUGAUGGUGUGCCCGAUGUUGGAGUCCGGAAGACGGCCCAGACACUCCUGUCAGUUAUAUUCCUUCGCCCCAUGGCCACGGUAAUCAUCUCCUAUCGCGCAGACGAAGCCCCAUCCUCGAUCCGAUGGGGAUGGCUCAUCUUUGAAACCGGCGUGUACGCAGUCGUGCUGGACUUCUGGUAUUACUUGUUCCACCGCUCUGCACACGAAACAGAACUCUUGUGGCAGUUCCACCGCCGACACCACCUGACAAAACAUCCGAACCCUCUGUUGACGGCGUAUGCGGACCUCGUACAGGAGUUCUUCGAUCUUGUCGGUACACCUUUGAUCACAUAUGGCACAAUGAAGCUGAUGGGGUUCCCCAUGGGCUUCUACGAGUGGUGGAUCUGCCAGCAAUAUAUCAUCUUUACCGAGAUUUUGGGUCACAGCGGUUUGCGAAUGAUCGCCACUGCGGUGAAUCCCUGGACCUCGUUUUUAAGGCUGUUUGAUAUGGAACUCUUGCUCGAGGACCAUGAUCUUCAUCAUCGCAAGGGCUGGAAGAGCAGUUAUAAUUAUGGGAAGCAGACCCGCGUGUGGGAUCGCUUGUUCAACACAUGCACCACUCGUAUAGAGGGACAUCAAGAUAAUAUUGACUAUGUGAACACUGCGGAAAUUCCAUUACACUGA